Molecule: messenger RNA, 1490 nt
Organism: Rhagoletis zephyria (snowberry fruit fly)
Lineage: Eukaryota; Metazoa; Arthropoda; Insecta; Diptera; Tephritidae
Source: RefSeq, a predicted model, not a curated record
AUGAAAAAUGUGGCAAUGCAAGUGAUUGUUUUUUGGAAGCCUAUAAACAAUAUUUCUCGCAAGAGUUUAUCACUGACGUAAACUAUGCCCCUAAAAAAGUUUGCUUUAAUUGCUAUUCAAGUGUUAUGCAAUGGAAAACUGAAAAGAAGAAGGCUAUGCCUUUUGAUAUACCAAUGAUGUGGUUAGACAACAGCCCGCAUCAACAAGAAAAUUGCUAUGGAUGUAUCAACUACCAUAAAACUUUGAAUAGAAGGAAAGCAAAGAAUAAAACUUAUGUAGCAGUGCCAAGUGUCCAAUUACCAUUACCGCACUCAGAAUUCGUUCCAGUAUCAACAUACCGAAGUAUUGAUCUUCAAACAGAUAUCAGUAAUACAGCCGUCGCUGCUAUAUCCAUGCAUUUCUUCUCAGAAUACGACCCUGGUGAAGGUACAUCCUAUGAAACAUCAAAGGACCCAAUCCUAGUCACACAAAAGCAAUUGGAUGCAAUUGUUGCAAUUUUGUAUUUGACUCAGAAAAAAUCAGAACAACUGGCUUCAUUUUUGAAAGGAAAUAAUUUGCUGGUGAAAGGUACCAAAGUAACAGCAUAUCGAAAACGCCAAAAAGAGUUAGAAAAGUUCUUCAAUGUGAAUGAUGCAAAAAAUUUCGCUUAUUGCAACGAUAACGAAAAGUUAAUGGAGACGAUAGGGUUAACCUAUAAAAAAGAUGAUUGGCGUUUAUUCAUCGAUAGUUCACUAAUCAGCUUAAAAGUUGUGCUUUUGCACAAGACGAAUAGAAUGCCUUCUGUUCCAAUUGCGUAUAGCACUGACACUAGUGAAAAUUUCGAUAAUUUGAAACACAUUCUGGAAGUAGUCAAAUAUAACGAACACCAGUGGCGCAUUUGCUGCGACCUCAAAAUAGUUUCAUUGAUUACAGGCUUAACAGCAUCUGGCCGUCAAAAAAAUCCGUGUUUUUUGUGCGAUUGGGAUUCAAGCUACAGAGAAGGUAUUAAAGGAAGAAACCAGUACAAACAGCAUAACUGGAAUAGUCGCAUUAGACGGAAAUGGCCUCAAGACAAUAGGCUACACGAAAGUCUUGUUCCUGAAAUGAAAAUUUUGUUGCCGUUGCUCCACAUUAAACUAGGCAUUGCUAAAAUUUUUUUGAAAUUUAUCGCAAAAAGACCAGCAGUAUUCAACCGCUUAAAAGACAUUUUCCCAAGACUAAGUAACGCCAAAAUUCAGGAAGGGGUUGUUAAUGGUCCCGACAUACGGAAACUAAUGAGUCGUCAAGAUUUUGACCAAGUUCUGACAGACCGAGAAUUAAAUGCAUGGCUCGCAUUGAAAGCAGUCAUUAAAGGACUUUUGGGUAAAGAACACAAAGACACCUACAGGCAAUCUGUUGCAAACAUGUUGGCAGCUUCCGAUUAAAUUGGGGUUAAUAUGUCGUACAAAAUUCAUCUCUUGCAUCAGCAUCUUGAUCAACUCGCUCAACAGUUGCCAACUGAAUCUGAUGAG